AUCACGACUCUGACAAAAACAUUCCACCGAAGAAGCAGGCAAGGUGGUUCUCCAUUUCACAUUUCUUUCUCUUUCUCUCGGCGAAGAACAGAGUCAGAGAGGAAGAGCCUUUUGGAUUCAGAACGAGAUGGAUCAGAUAUUCGGCAAGGUUGGAUCCUAUUGGUUUAACCAGAAAGCCUCCAAGGAGAUCAAUUCCGUCGGCGACGACAUCAACUCACUGUCAAACACUCUCGAAGAGGGAAGCAAAUGGUUGGUCAACAAAUUAAAAGGAAAGAUGCAAAAGCCAUUAACGGAGCUGCUAAAGGAGUAUGAUCUACCAAUCGGAAUCUUUCCUCGUGACGCAACAAACUAUGAAUUUAACCCAGAGACAGGAAAGCUUGUUGUUUACAUUCCUCAAGUCUGUGAAGUAGGCUACAAGGAUUCAUCAGUUUUACGCUUCUUCACCACCGUGACUGGUUAUCUGGAGAAAGGAAAGCUAGCAGACAUAGAGGGAAUGAAGACAAAAGUGUUGAUCUGGGUAAAAGUGACAACCAUUUCCUCGGAGGGAUCGAAGCUCUAUGUGACUGCUGGCAUGAAGAAAACAAGGAGUAGGGAAGCAUAUGAAGUUACAAGAGAUGGUAUAUGUAUAGAUAAGUUCUAAAGCCUUAACAUCAUUUUGUCUAUAGUUUGGCAAUAUGUAAAAACCUGUAUGUUCUUGUGGACCAUUUUGAUCUUCUUUUCCUUGGUUGGUUAUUGUAAGUAGUGGUAAAAUAUGUAUCUCAGAUACUGCCUUGCAAUUCCAAUGUUGUGAUUUGCUGAAAGUGAAAUCUAUUCGGUACUUGUUCA
Molecule: messenger RNA, 825 nt
Organism: Lotus japonicus
Lineage: Eukaryota; Viridiplantae; Streptophyta; Magnoliopsida; Fabales; Fabaceae
Exons: 3
Coding region: 128-640 (170 amino acids)
Source: RefSeq, a predicted model, not a curated record